AUGUAUUACAGCAGUCCAAUAUGUGCCAAUAUUGACCUCAGCAAAAGCAGUGUGGAUCCGGAGCUGGAGGAUAUUGCUUUUCCGGUUGGAUUUGCUUGGGGUGCAGCUACAGCAGCAUAUCAAAUUGAAGAAGGCUGGAAUGCAGAUGGAAAGGGCCCUAAUGUCUGGGAAUUCACUCAUCAGGGAGGAGAUCGAGUUUUCAAGAACCAGACUGGUGAUGUAGCUUGUGGCAGCUACACUCUGUGGGAGGAAGAUUUGAAAUGUAUCAAACAGCUUGGAUUGACUCAUUAUUGCUUUUCUCUUUCCUGGUCACGUCUGUUACCUGAUGGGACGACAGGUUUCAUCAACCAGAAAGGGCAGUUAUUUGCCUUGGCAAUCCUUCUUUCUUCUCCUGGUUUGAAGAUUGGAAAGAUGGAAUGCUACAAAGAAUAG
Messenger RNA from Cinclus cinclus, 432 nucleotides. Its product is annotated as cytosolic beta-glucosidase-like. Gene Ontology annotation, biological process: carbohydrate metabolic process. Gene Ontology annotation, molecular function: hydrolase activity, hydrolyzing O-glycosyl compounds. Lineage: Eukaryota; Metazoa; Chordata; Aves; Passeriformes; Cinclidae. The record is from RefSeq and is a predicted model, not a curated record.